AUGGCCGCGGCCACGCCCACCCCGAUGCCCACGGCAUGGUCCCGUAGGAAUCUUCCGCGACUUCCGCUAUGGUCGCCGCUCAUGCUGAUCGGGGUGCUGCAGCUUGUGGUGUUAUCGCUCGUUGCCCACUCUGCCUGUUGCUGCAGCCCCCCCGCGCCCCUGCUCCUGCGCCAGCUAUUUCUCGUGGUCGACUCCGCACCGCUCCUGCCCAUCAGGUCGGCUGGCUGGAGCGCACUCUCAGGGUUGAGCCGGACAGCGUUGGCCAAGACAGAUCCCAACAUCAACCAGAGCAUCGCUCCGCCGCACACAUGCACCACGUUCCUGCCCCAGUUCCUGCUGCUUCUGCAGCCAGGCUGACGACUGAACAAAGCGGCAGCCAUCACUUCGCGCCAGAGACAAUUAACAACUGAAUUUUCUUGCUGUCGGCGAAAGCGUGAGCUGCCCAUGGACACCGUUACCCCUUGCUAGCUGCUCUGGAAGAGAGCUCUAUUGCUCCUCCACCGGCUUGAGAGAGAUUCCCAUUUUGCGAAACACUCAGCUCGUUGUUUGAUUGGACGAUUCCAACAGGGUCGCCCUGCCACCGGCGGUGCCACAGCGACCAGGGCACAGGAACUGGGCGUGCAGACAAGGCAGGCACGGGAGUAGGGCGCUGCCGGUGCGUAUUGUAGGUUGUAGACAACCUAUUCUACAGCAGUAGUGCACAUCCAUGUGUCGUAUGAUUUCCACCCCCUUCGCCGCGUCAACGGUCCUUCCACGACUCCUCUCAAUAGCAUGGUUUGUUCGUUUGUUACCGAGGAUGCUGACGGGGGCAGCCAAGUUUGUUGGCUCACCUCCCAUACACCUGUAGAAUACCAUACGUUUUUCCUCGUUUUUUUUCAGGGUACACCUCGGGAAUAUUCCCGCCGUUUUUUUCCCGCCGUGGUGGGCGGUCCCGGUACUGGCGGGAAUUACCGCCACAUUCGGGUGGUACCGGGAAUAACAAGUGGGUUGUCGUUUUUCCAUAUCUUUUUUUGGGCUGUCCCUUUUUGAGAAAAGGGACAGCCCAAAAAGAGACAGCGUAACAACACUUUUAGGGCCGUUUUAAACGGACCGACUUUUUUGUCAAAAUUUUCAGGGUACACCUCGGUACUAGUUUUUUAGGCGGAUCCAGGCGGGGCGGUACUGCAAAGUGGCGGUAUUUUUUUGGCGGUUGGCGGUAUUUCGUUUUCCGGCGGUACCGCCUUUGGCGGUUCCCGGUACCACCCGAAUGUGGCGGUACUUUUUUGGCGGUACUGCAAAGUGGCGGUACUUUUUUGGCGGUUCCCGGUACUUCGUUUUUUCGGCGGUAUUUUUCUGGCGGUACUGAAAUAUGGCGGUACCGUCUCCGGCGGUUCCCGGUACUGCCAAAUAUGGCGGUUUUUUGGUGGCGGUACUGAAGUAUGGCGGCACCGCCUUCGAGGGUUGCGAGUA
This is a messenger RNA of Ectocarpus sp. CCAP 1310/34, 1449 nucleotides long. The record is from the annotation of a GenBank genome assembly. NCBI's taxonomy places the organism in Eukaryota, Phaeophyceae, Ectocarpales, Ectocarpaceae.